AUACAUGUUACCAUAUGACAUCAAUAAGUGUGAGCAACUGUGACGGGAUUUGUAAAUGUUCACAGUUGGUUAGUGAUUCACAAGAUAAACAGAUAGUUUAUAAUUUACCUUCAAUCAUGUCAGUUAUACUUGUUUGCUACGGAAGGUUGAGGGAAUUGGACACGUGACAAGAGAUGGCAUAUGCUGUUGUUCCGCCAUCAGGCAUCAUUGAGUUAUGAAACAAUUCCUAAGGAUGAUAUUCUUUGUAGUGCAUGGCACAAGAAAUCGCUUGCAUAUUGUAGUUUUGGUGAUCGGCUCAGGAGCAUAUUUUUAUUGGAUGUAUAGUUUGAAAUAUCAUGAACAUAACUUGAAAGAAAAAGGCAUAUCACCCCAAAAUGUCCUUAGCACAGGAGAAAGAAGUCUGAUAUUACAAGGAAAUAAAACAACAAAGUUUACGAUAAAUUAUGAUAAACUAGUCAAAACUAACACAAAAGAUAAGGAAAACAAACAUGUUGUCAGUGAGCUCCCACUGUUUCAACCUCUAAAGGAAGAAGAAUUUCCAUCAACAGACACUGACGUCCCUCGUAUUCCCCAUAUCAUACAUCAGAUGUACAAGACUGAAAUGAUUCCUGGAAUGUAUACAGCUCAAGUUAAAUCCUUUAUUUAUAACAACCCAACGUGGACAUAUCGCUUUUGGACAGAUGAAUCCGGUCGUAAAUUAUUACAGAAACAACAUCCACAUCUUGUAGGUAUAUAUGAUAAAUUUGGCAAUAACGUCAAAAGAUCCGACAUGCUCAGGUACGCAGUUCUAUACGAGUAUGGUGGAUUUUAUGCAGAUUUUGACAUGGAAAAUUUCCGUUCACUUAACAUAACGACAUUAAAAUAUGCUUGUAUUUUGCCUGUAGAACCAUUUGAGCACAGCGCUUUGUUAUAUAACAAACACUUUAUAAUAAACAACGCAUUUAUGAGUUGCCGUCCAAAGCACCCGUUUUUCAAGCUUUUAUUGGUCGGCUUACAAAAUGCUGAAUUUAAUGGAGACCCUGUCAAUACUACAGGUCCGGACUACGUCACUAGAAAAUUCCUUGAAUAUAAUAACAUCAACGUGUCAUCUAGCGAAAUAAACAAAACCGACGGGAGUAGCAAUUCUCCCUUUUUCUAUAAGGGUGAAUUAAAGGAAAUUGACAAUAACGCUGUGUAUGUGCCAAAUUCACAGUAUUUUAUGGAUAAGAUAGAUCCGAUGCUUUUAGAAACGAAUGGAAAAAUAACGCUAGCUUGUAAACAUAUCAACACUUUAACAUAUCUUAAACAAAGAGCUUGCUUUGAACUGUCGAGGCGUGAAAAGAUUAGAAAAAAUAGAUUAUACACUUUCACAGUACAUCACUGGUAUCAUUUGUGGUUGAUGAAAAAAGAUAAAAUCCAUAGUAUGAAAAGUACCAAUAUUAAAGAAAUAGUCCCAUAUUUUAUUAAAUAUAACGGCUGAAAUAAG
Molecule: messenger RNA, 1465 nt
Organism: Ruditapes philippinarum (Manila clam)
Lineage: Eukaryota; Metazoa; Mollusca; Bivalvia; Venerida; Veneridae
Exons: 3
Coding region: 215-1459 (414 amino acids)
Biological process (GO): mannosyl-inositol phosphorylceramide biosynthetic process
Molecular function (GO): mannosyltransferase activity
Source: RefSeq, a predicted model, not a curated record